AGAGAAAUGUCACAACGCCCUGCCAAUGGCAAAAUUCCUCACUUGGAAAACAGGCAACAGGAACGAUGAUGUCGCCGCCCUUUCUCAUCAGAAGCCCUUCGUUAUCUUUUUUGAUUGGUGGGGGUUGUGACAUCCAAACAGUUCGCAUGGAAAUUGUGGUCAAUGAUAGCACAGUAAUAUCGAGGACUGGUAAUUGUCUAACACAGCUCAAAAGAACCAAGGUGGAUCUUAAACAAUUUGUUGGGAGCAUUGCAAGGGUGAAACUGGUAGAUAGAGGUACCGAAAACUGGGGUUAUAUCGCUUUUGAUGACCUAAGACACGGAACAACUUGUAAAGCUCUAAGUCCUUGCAGCGAGGAACAAAAACCUCUUUGCCAAACACAAGAAAUACAUGAAAAUACAGAUUACACUUGUACCUGUAACCAGCCGUUACCAAACCUUCCAACGUGUCAAAACAACGACAACGACAACAACAACUGCAACAUUACCCACGGCACUUGCAGCUUUUAUUGCAAUAACACCCAAAGCAAUUGCCAAUGUCGCCAAUGCACUUGUGUCGGGGGUUACACGUUCAAUAAAAGCAAUCAAUCAUGCCAUGACAUUGAUGAAUGUCAACUUGGAACACAUGAUUGUCAACACACGUGUAUCAACACAGAUGGAGGUUACCAAUGCUCGUGUUUGAGCGGUUACCAACUCAACGGGGACGGAAAAUCAUGCAGGGACAACAACGAAUGCAGCGCUAACAACGGUGGGUGCGACCAUGUGUGUGUGAACAAGAUAGGUAGCUUUUAUUGCGUGUGCAACCAGGGCUGGUCUGCAAACAAAUUUAAAUGCGUGGAUAUUGACGAGUGUCAGGGUCACAAUUUAUGUGAGCAUAUAUGCGUGAACACUCCAGGAAGCUUUCGUUGUGACUGUCGUUCAGGUUACACUCGCUCUUCCGACGGAAAUAACUGUCACGAUAUUGAUGAGUGCUCAAUAAGCAACGGUGGCUGCCAGGUCUAUUGCGCAAACUCACCUGGAAGUUUUAAAUGUUCGUGUGAACACGGUUUUCAAAUAGCGAACAAUGGAAAGACGUGCGUGGAUGUAGACGAAUGUAGCAGCGGACGCUCGGGAUGUCAGCAAAUGUGUGUUAACACCCCUGGUAGUUUUAACUGCUCGUGUUUACGAGGCUAUGAGCUACAAGCAGAUCAAAGAUCUUGUAAGGACAUUAAUGAGUGUCAGCUGAACGAGCACGGCUGCCAACAGCUGUGUAACAAUUAUCAAGGGGGGUAUAACUGUUCGUGCCUCCUCGGUUACCAACCUGAUGGCAAAAAUUGCUCGGAUAUCGACGAAUGUUUGCAAGACAACGGAGAAUGUUCUCAGGUAUGUGUUAAUACCCCCGGGAGUUACGACUGUCUUUGCAGGAAAGGCUACCAACGGACUUUAGACGAACAUUAUUGCAAUAAAAGCCUCGGUUGUAGCACGAACGGCUCAUGUACUGAAUGUUCUGAGACGAAUUGUGAAGACAUAGACGAGUGCGAAAACAUUACCAUUUGCGAGCACAAGUGCCAUAAUACAGAUGGAAGUUACUGCUGCUCUUGCCGUGAUGGUUACAGGCUCGCAAGCGAUUUGAGGGUUUGUGAAGAUGUGGACGAAUGUCUGCAGAGUUCCAGUAUGGAUUGCGUUAGUUGCACAAAUACGCUUGGAGGCUUUCACUGUUCCUGUGCGACUGGGUAUUCGUUUAACAAAGAAAUUAAAAAGUGUGAAGAGAGAAAGCCGUUAAGUACGACACUUGCUGAGGGAAAGGAAAAAAUAGCGCAAGCUGCAGACGUCGCCACUGUUAUUGCAGUAACAAAUCACAUGGCAGAGGAAGUGAACGGUUUAAAGAAAAUGAGCAGUGAAGAACUGACGGAAACGGUUGAUGUACUGGAUAAUGUCAAAAAUAAGAUGAAGAAUCUGAACACCAGUACACAUGAGGCCGAGAAGCUGAUGGAGGGAGUUAGCACGAUGGUUAGUUCAAUGAUGAACAAUGACAACAAAUUGUCAUGGCAACAACUCAACGAAAAUAAGGGAACCUUACCAACCACAGUCAUUUCAAACGUUGUAGAGAACGUGGUACCUGCAAUUAUAAAAUCAGUUGAUGAGAAAGGAAAACAUGGCCUGGACGUGCUUAUAUCAACAGAAAAUUUAGAACUACAAGUGAAUGCAACGAGAAGACAAACCUUUAGCGGUGCAACAAUUUUCCCAAAUUCACCGCACAGCGUCAAAAUACCAAGUGACAUUGUGAAAGAUAAAAACGACAAUGAUUCUGUCGGGAUCUCUGUCGCCCUUCUGAAAGGAAUGGCAAACGUUUUACCCAACGUUUCAAGAAAUGGAAGGUCAGAUGGCAUCGACCUAAACUCUAUUAUUGUUAUUGUCAUGGCAACAAAUGUGAAUCCAGAUCAUCUCGCCAAUCUAAAGGAACCGGUCGUAUUACGCUUUGAGCAUUUAAAGAAGGAAUAUCAUAAGCAGAAAUGCAGUUUUCUGGACGAGACAGCUAUAGCUCGUUUCCCUAGAGAUCCUUCAAAGCACUGGUCCAGUGUUGGAUGCUACAGGAAUUAUUCCACAGAGGAGUUUACCAUCUGCCACUGUUAUCAUCUCACUAGCUAUGGUCUCAUCAUGGACGUGCACGGAAUUUAUGAUGAACUGAGCGAGGCUAACAAGGAGACACUGAUGUACAUCUCGCUGGUCGGCUGCUGCGUCUCCAUUUUCUUUUGUAUUUUGUCAAUAUUCGGAUUCUCACUGGCAAUGAGGAAACCACGUGAAACCAAAGCAAGGCGUGAGACAUAUCGACUUCAUAUAAAUCUUGUCCUGGCAAUCUGUCUGUCACAAAUCUGUUUUGUCCUUGGCACCAUAAUUAUUUCGUUGGAUGUGCUUGCCUGUCGAAUAGUUUCCAUAGCAACCCACUACUUCCUCAGUGCCUCGUUUUGCUGGAUGUUGGCCGAGGGAAUCCAUAUUUACAACAAGAUUGUACGUGUUUUUAGCAACAAAAAGUACAACAAAGUAUUCUACGUCCUGGGUUGGGGUGCACCGAUUCUUCUUGUAUCAGCCUCUGCAGGACUAUCCUUCUAUGAAUACGGACCGCACAACAUCUGUUGGUUGUCUGGGAAACUAAUUUGGGUUUUUGCUGCACCGGUACUGGCUGUUAUUGCGAUUAACUGUUUCAUCCUGGUCAGCGUUAUCUACGUUUUGUUGAGGAAGACUAUGGUAAAAGCUGGAGAAGAAAACUCCGCUAGGAAAUCAAGCAUAAGGCGCAGUGUUAAGGUGACAGUGGUGUUGCUUCCUCUACUUGGCCUCACUUGGGUGUUUGGUUUCAUGGCGGUUGAUAAGAACACGAUCAUCUUCCAUUACAUCUUCGCCAUCGCCAACUCUUUACAGGGAGUUUUCAUUUUCUUUGCGCACUGCUGGAUUAACGAAACGGUACGCGAAACUCUCAUUCAGAAAAUGCCAAGUUUCAGCUCAAGAGGGAAGUAUCAUUUAAAGGGAAAAGCUGGUGACACUCGAUUCAACAGUGUAUCACUUGAAACUGCCACGCCAACGACGACCUCUGUCCGACUCGUGACGACAAACUCCCGACAAUUCAAGGAGCCACCUUCGUUAAAACUUGUGAACCUGGAGCAGGAGCUAGCGUCGGCUCAGCAGAUGGAAAUCGAAAACAACUCGGUGAGCCUCACGAACCUGGCGAAGUUACCGCCGAGGUAUGCCGACAUGCUCGUCGACGCUCCAGCCUCGAAGCUUUUUAGUGUAAGCAAGUCUCCGAUGAAAACUACAUCUUCGGUGAAUCUCGUGUCUCCUAAUGAGUACCCGAUUACAGCGAAAGAAGCUUACUACAACCCAACGUACGCAUAUUGGAAUGGUCGGAACGAUUCUCAUUAAACUGUGCUCGAUCAUAAAAAGGCUAUGUAAAUAAUAUUGAGUUUAGUUAUAAAUUGUUCUGUUUCCUUAGAAACAUCGUACUUAUGGAGGAAUUAUUUAAACAAAAUAGUUGUUCAAUAACAGAUUACCUGAGGAUAAAAAAAACUGUAAAAAAUGACGAUUGCUGCUGCGUAAAUUUGAUCGAUGAUUGAGCAAAUCGAUGACAACUCGGUGAGCCUCACGAACCUGGCGAAGUUACCGCCGAGGUAUACCGACAUGCUCGUCGAUGCUCCAGCCUCGAAGCUUUUUAGUGUAAGCAAGUCUCCGAUGAAAAUUACAUCUUCGGUGGACCUCGUGUCUCCUAACGAGUAUCCGAUUACACCGAAAGAAGCUUACUACAACCCAACCUACGCGUAUUGGAAUGGUCGGAACGAUUCUGAUUAACAUGCACUCAUCGAUCAUAAAGAGGCUAUGUAAAUAAUAUUGAAUUAAGUUCUAAAUUGUUCGGUUUUCUUAGAAACGUCGUACUUAUUGAGGAAUUAUUUAAACCAGAUAGUUGUUCAAUAAAAGAUUACCUAAGGAUAAAAAAACUGUAAAAAAAAGACGAUUGCUGCUGAAUAAAUUUGAUCAAUGGUUGAGUAAUAAACAUCAUCAACAAGA
Pocillopora damicornis (cauliflower coral) is the source of this 4532-nucleotide messenger RNA. RefSeq lists its product as uncharacterized. Gene Ontology annotation, biological process: cell surface receptor signaling pathway; G protein-coupled receptor signaling pathway. Gene Ontology annotation, cellular component: membrane. Lineage: Eukaryota; Metazoa; Cnidaria; Anthozoa; Scleractinia; Pocilloporidae. The record is from RefSeq and is a predicted model, not a curated record. Gene Ontology annotation, molecular function: G protein-coupled receptor activity; calcium ion binding.